Molecule: messenger RNA, 1428 nt
Organism: Pestalotiopsis fici W106-1
Lineage: Eukaryota; Fungi; Ascomycota; Sordariomycetes; Amphisphaeriales; Sporocadaceae
Exons: 2
Coding region: 1-1428 (475 amino acids)
Source: RefSeq, a predicted model, not a curated record
AUGUUCAAUCAUGAAUCGGGCCUCGAAGUUGCAUCACACCAUCAAUCUAGAUCCGGUGGUCUCGAGGUAAUCCCUAAUGAGCUUGAAAGCAUCCCCACGGCACUCGAUUCAUGGCACGCAAUUCAUGGGCCCUCUGAGAAAGAAGGCCAACAACCUCAAGCCGAUACUGGACUUGGGGCAGAACCAUCUAGCUCGGGACCAGCAAACAGUUCUCAUGUCCGCAAGACUCGGAGGUUCUGGAUUAUCUCUCUGAUUGUACUUAUCCUCCUGGUUGUUGCUGCGACUUUGGGCGGCGUGCUUGGCAGCCGUGCGCGAAAUCAAGCGCCAGGCACCUCGGACACUUCAAACUCCCUUCCCAACCCGGGCGAAGGAAACAGCAGUACGCCACUGACAAUCCGGAACAAUUCGAUGCUAUCCAUUACUGGGCACCUAGAAGAAGACGGUGGCUGGACGGCCAGGUUGGUCUUUGAAGGGCCAGACGGAAAAUUACGGUUCCUGGACCGCAGUGGCCCCGAUGGCUUCUGGUCUGCCGUGACAAUACUAGAUCGAGUGCCUUUGGCACCUAAUGGAUCUUUCACUAUUUCUACAUACCUCAUUGGAGGGCUGUCGGCGCCCCAAUAUCAAUUAUACUACGCGACAACCUCUGGCCAAAUGUGCGGACAGGUCUUCAAAAAUGGGUCAACGCCGAUAGACGGAAGUCCAGACAGCAUCAAUGCAUUGAACUUCACAGCCCCCGAUGGAACGUCCAUGGCGUCAUACUUUCCUUAUAUAAUGGUUCAAGAUCAAGCCAGCAACCAGAUGAUGUGGUAUGGAUACAAGUAUCAAAUACAAAAUGGCUACUUUGACUUGACAGCAGAGUCCCAACCUGUGCUCGCAAGUAGCCACACGUCCAUGGUGGUUCUUCCAGUAAAUGCCUGGAUGUACGAAAACAUCAAUAUAACUUUGCUGGCUGGAUUCUUCUAUCGGACGAUGGAGGGAACACUGGCUUUCGCCUUGGGUCAACCCACGGUGCCCGGUGAUCAUCCAAGCUUUUUGCUGUGGAACACGACUGCGGGCGGUUUCCCCAACGUAUCUCUGCCGGAAGGGGGCGCGAUUAGCGGCUUUGCGUCGGGGAGGGUGAUACGCAGCGAGCAAGUAGACACGCAUCUUCUUUACCAGGACGGCAACGGCACCAUACAGGUUCUGUGGCAGGAAAACGGCAAGGAUUGGCAAGGACCCACCACCUUUGACGCUUUUGACGGUGCAGAUAUGGGAACAUCGAUUGCGUGUCUAACCUUGGGGGCCUACUCGCGAGACGGUGGAAUGCAUGUUAAUGUACCCAGCAACUCGGACACAAACAGGUGUUACUUUCAAAGUCAAGGUGGUUUAAAGGAAGUUUGGUACGAUGGAUAUACUUGGCGAGAUUGUGGAUUUAUAGCAACCGGGUGA